GAAAAUCCAGAGCAGAAAGAUUUGAAAUUUUAUAUGCCACAACUGCUGAUUCACCCAUCAGGAUCGAACUUAUUUUCUCUACCUUCUCUCUAUCUCCAUCCACGGUCUCUUCUCGCGUCAAAACCUAGCCGUAAUCGUUUUCUUUUGCACAACAUUCAGCGAUAAUGAGCGGUACUCCCGUAAAAAGGCCGCAUGAGGACGUGGGUCGCGGCGGAGGUGGGAGUAAUUCAUCGGGUUCUUCAAACUACCCGCAUGAUGAAACUGGCGGUGGGUAUCCUAGUAGUGUUCCAAAGCUCCUUCCAACCGCAGGUUCUAAUCCCCAUUUCCAUCUUCAACCUAUGGAUCAUGCUCCCCACCCAGUUCCUAGGGUUCUGCCUAAGAUUCCACGUUCUGAAUCGUCUGAUAGGAGGCAAACCUCGAUUCCAGUGCAUCCUAGACCACCCACUGCCUCCUAUGACUAUUCGCAUCCUGACCAAGGAGCGGCUUCUGUUUUAGAACAUAGGUUAGACCCGAGGGAAAACCCUUAUAACAGGGAUCCAAAAUUUGAGAACCGAGAACCUGGGAUGGGGAAUAGAGGAGAUGAAGGUAAAGACUUGAAAUUUAAGAGGGAAUCAUAUCCGUUAGAGCAUAAGAGUGAAAAUGUGAAAGUAGAUAAGGAAGGUUUUGGCUCAGGUAGUAAUAGUCACUUGUACUCGAAAGAAUGUAAAGAGAACUAUAGAAUAAAGAGAUAUACAGGUACCCCGAGUGUUAAUACUGAGAUGUGUAAUCCAUCAUGUAGUAAUGUGCAUGGACAGAUUGACAGAGAUGUUGUCGAGAAGGAAGUUUUACCUGAACAGAGGGAUCCCAUGGAGGUUCAUGAAGCAACUGGGGAUAAUAAGGCAGACUUGAAAGGUGAAGAUAUGCUUAAAGAAAAAGAUAAGAAGAGGAAAGAAUUCAAACAACGUGAUUGGGGAGAAAGAGAUUGGGAUAAAGAGUCGGUUAAGGAAGAACUUGAAGUUGAAAAGUUGGACGAUAGGGAAAAGAAGAAUAUUGCCAAAGAUAAGGAGAAGCCCAAAGAACAGGAGCAGAAACCUGAUAAGGGAGACGUAUCAAGUGGAGCCGAGAAAGAUGGUUUACAUGGAGAGGAGUCGAUUGAUGCUGUUGGUAAGACACCUGAGCUAGAAAGUGUAGGAACAGAUACCAAUAAAGCUAGCAGGAAGAAAGAAAGAGAUGCUGACAUGGAAGGUGAAAGACCUGAGAAACGUAGUAGGUACAAUGGCAAAGAAUCAGAUGAUGGUUGUCCAGAUGCUGAAACAGGCAGUGAAAGGGAAAGAAAUGUCUUUAAUUAUGGUGUUCAACAACGUAAGGAUACGCUUCGACCACAAGGUAGUCCUCAAGCAGCAAACCGUGAGCAGUGUUUGUCAUCCAGAACACAAGAAAUUCAAGGAUCUCAGGGUAAAUGUGAUGUAUCCAUUGUAACCUAUAGAGCUGGUGAGUGCAUGCAAGAGCUUCUGAAAUUGUGGAAGGAAUAUGAGGCAUCUCAAGAUAAAUUGGGUGAAAAUUCUCGAAAUGGACCAACUCUUGAGAUCCGCAUACCAGCUGAACAUGUCAGUGCAACAAAUCGGCAGGUUAGAGGUGGCCAGCUAUGGGGAACUGAUAUCUACACCAAUGAUUCAGAUCUUGUUGCUGUCCUCAUGCACACCGGUUAUUGCCGACCAACUGCCUCUGCUCCACCAUCAGUUGUUCAAGAGUUACGUGCUACUAUUAGGGUGCUACCUCCAAAAGAUAGCUACAUUUCUACUUUGAGAAACAAUGUUCGCUCCAGAGCUUGGGGAGCUGGCAUUAGUUGCAGUUACGGUGUAGAAAGCUGUUGCAUUUUGAAGAAAGGAGGCGGUACAAUUGAGCUUGAGCCUUGUCUUACGCAAACAUCGACACUGGAACCAACUCUUGCUCCUGUUGCAGUGGAACACACAAUGACUACAAGGGCUGCAGCUUCUAAUGCUUCAAGGCAACAAAGAUUUGUUCGAGAAGUGACGAUACAAUACAAUUUGUGCAAUGAACCUUGGAUUAAAUACAGUAUAAGCGUUGUAGCAGAUAAGGGCUUGAAAAAAGUAUUGUAUACAUCUGCACGACUAAAGAAGGGCGAGGUUUUGUAUCUAGAAACUCAUACAAGGAGGUAUGAGCUCUGUUUCAUGGGAGAAAAGAUAGUCAAGAAUAACACUUCCCAGACUCAUGAUUCAGAAGAAACACAUGGCAUACACACAGCAAACGGAGGUGGAUCAGAUGGGGAUUCGAUUGAUGUUUUUAGGUGGUCUCGUUGUAAGAGCCCCCUGUCACAGAAAGUCAUGAGAACAGUUGGGAUUCCUUUGCCUCUUGAACAUGUGGAAGUAUUAAAGGAGAAUCUUGACUGGGAGGAUAUCCAGUGGUCACAAACGGGCGUGUUCAUGGCAGGAAAAGAGUAUCUUCUUGCUCGUGCGCAUUUUAUAUCUCCUUUAUGAGGUGUUUUGGAUCGUCUUCUCUCUAAUAAUGUUAUUAGUGUAGUAGAUAAGAAUAUUAGACUUGUUGAUGCAUGUCCUUGUUAUAUUAUUAUAGAAUUAUUAUGAAUGACUUUUAUAGUUCACAGGUAGUGGUAGAGUUCAAUUCUUCAUGACCAUUGAAAAAAAAAAAGAAACACUAUUAUGGACUUAUAUAAUUUUCUGCAAA
Impatiens glandulifera is the source of this 2682-nucleotide messenger RNA. RefSeq lists its product as uncharacterized. The coding region runs from base 165 to 2477 and encodes 770 amino acids. The transcript has 12 exons. The record is from RefSeq and is a predicted model, not a curated record. Lineage: Eukaryota; Viridiplantae; Streptophyta; Magnoliopsida; Ericales; Balsaminaceae.